GCGCAAUCAGCGACAACUUCUAAAGAAGUGCCAACCGCCAACCAGUGGAGGAAUUUCCGAAGCGUACCCAUUACAAGCUCCAAGGGGUGUUCCAAGAUUCUUUUAGACAAGGACACUUCGCUAUCUCUGCCUCAGCGUACAAACGGAGGAGACUCCAGCAUCAACAUGGCUGACAUGGAAGUGGAAGAUAUCAAAAUGAGGGCCAACCAAGUGACCGACGAGUCUCUGGAGAGCACCAGGCGGAUGCUUCAGAUGGCUGAGGAGAGCAGACAGACGGGCGUCAACACCAUUGUCAUGCUGGAUGAGCAGGGAGAGCAACUGAAGGGCGUGGAGCAGGGGAUGGACCAGAUCAACCAGGACAUGAAGCAGGCUGAGAGGAACCUGACAGACCUCUCCAGGUGCUGCGGUCUCUGCGUCUGCCCCUGUGACAGGGUGACAUCCAUCGAGCAUGACUCGCGUUACAAGCGUACCUGGGGGACAGGAGGUGACAACGGCUCUGCAGGAGAGGGGGGUGAGGACGGGGUCGUCUGCAGGCAGCCCCCGGGGGUCGGCAACGGAAAAGCCCCCCAGCAACAACAGUCCGCCACGUCCUCAGGACUCAAGAGGUGUGUGAUAACCAACGAUGCGCGGGAGGACGAGAUGGAGGAAAACUUGGACCAGGUGGGCAGCAUCAUAGGGAACCUGAAGAACAUGGCCAUGGACAUGGGCACCGAGAUAGAGAAGCAGAACCAGCAGAUCGACCGCAUCAACGACAAGGCGGACAUGAACAAAGCUCGUAUCGAUGAGGCCAACCAGAGAGCCAACAAACUCAUCAAAUAGAGGGCCGGCUCCACAUUCACCAACCACCAACAGCCUUUAACCUUACUAUCGUAGCCUUCAUUUUCACACACACAUAUACAUACACACAGUCACACACACACAGUCACACACACACAGUCACACUCUCCUUGUGAACAAAAUCCAACUUGGCCUAGAAGAUCGUCUUCACCAGCACCCUCCUGCCAUGCUGUGCCAUUCCCUAGACAGUCUCCUACACCCUCCCUUUAGCUACACCACACAGACACACAGGACUGAGAGAGAGAGGGGAGCGAGAGAGAGACUCGCAUUAGAGGCCCUCUGAGCAGGAAAUAUCACUGUGUCACAUGACUCAUCCUCAUAUGAGUCAUGUGUCACAGCAGAUGUGGCUGUCGAUCUGAGGAGAAGGAUCUCUCGCUCUCUCUCGCUACCCGUCUCUGACUCCAUCUCUCCUUGCCCUCUCUUUCUCUCUCCCCCCUCUUUUUCUCUAUGCUGUGGUGUGUAGCUGAGCUGUAUGAUCCACACAGACCUCGUGUGCAGAUCAGUUGUGCCAUUGCUCACCAACCGGGGGUGUGAGUGAUGUGUUUUUGCCAUGGCAGCGUUCGGUUCUGUCGUAAAGUGCCUGUUAUGGGUUCGCAUCCCCAUUCUUAAAACCAGCAUCUUCAAAUCAUGACGUGUAGGGAUCCUCCUGUAAUUAUUUUUGUAUCUAAUCGUUUCCAAUAAUUGUUGUUUUGGAAGAUAAUGUGCCUAUUUAAUUAUUAUUAUAAAGCAUAAAUGACUUGUUAAUAAAGUUAGCUUUUUUAACAGUACCCCAAUUUCAUUUAUCCCGUUUUUGAAAAGGGGACGUGUCCAGAGCAGAGGCCUCUGGGAAGGGAUGCUCUUGUUUAGAAGAUUUGUGUUUGUGUAUCGAUUUUGAAUAUAAUAGAAAAGUGGGUUUUGUGCCUAGAUACGGGUGUAUUUGUAAGACCCUCAUUCUCACCACAGAGAACGAGAAGAGGCGACUAUUUAAUCACAAUGAGGGAUUGCCAUUUAGAUCCACUUGAAUAUGAAUGAAUCGGAGUACUAUGGGUGUGGUCUGAGGUUAGAAUAGCCAGUGCCACCAGUAGAACCGAUGCUGUGCUUAGACUCCACUGCUCCGCACUGUUGUCUGGGGAGGUAGCGGUGUGUGGAGACUCCUCCUCUGCUCUCUGAUUAACCAGGCUGUGUCUAUCUGGGCUACCUUGUGUGUUCAUCCAAGAGUCACCUCAUAUCUCUGUCCACCCCUCUGGGCUCAGCACACCGGCUGUUCCUGUCAGCCCACCAAUGAGAACAGGGCCCUGACCAGACCUGGGCCAAUCCCGGGUAUCAAUUACCUCGAAGUGAUUGGGCGCGUUUGAUUUGGAUGGCAGUUGGCACCUCAGGGAUUGACCCAUUCAUUUUUUUAUCUCAGUGGGUGAGACUAAUCAAGUGCACCGACGUGUUUGAUUGGGGUUGCUGAUAGGGAUCGACCCAGGUCUGCCUACAUGGGAGGAGUUGUUUUGUCACAGCCUUGUUCUGAAGAGACGAUUACACGUGGGGUUUGGAGCAAAAACCUCCAGGAAGAAAGCUCUUCAGGAACAGUGUUGACGCUCCUAAAAAGACAACUCCUCUUUAAGUUAGUCCACACUGGGAGCCUGUGUGCUGAGGUCAGCGUUGUACAGGGGGACACUUCUCACUCCUCACUCUGUCUGGUUAUUUCGCAUGUAACAUAUUUAAACUGGAACACUGCAGAUUCCAGACAUGAUCAGCUCUGGAGCUAACAAAGAUAGAAAUGAACUGUUCAUUUAAAUGUUUUGGAUUGCUGUAAAUGAUCAUUUCAGCACGUUGAACUGCCGUUUGUGGGGUGUUUUUAUCAGGUAUGAGAAGUCCUGAGGCUGUUGGUCAGGUGUGGAGGUGACAGCCUCUUGUCAUGUAAAUGUACACCAACUGUCCCUUUGGUUUUCAAUAUGUACAGCAGCUUGGGCCUUUCUGAUCCUAUCCCAGUCUGGGUAUGGAGAGCUGUGGAACUCACAAGCAAAGUGCCUUGUAUUUCAUAACCGAAUUGUUUCAUUCUUCCUGUCCAAGAUAAAUAUUUGUAUAUUUCAAUAAAUGUUUCCUCUGAUGAC
This is a messenger RNA of Osmerus eperlanus (European smelt), 2918 nucleotides long. Its product is annotated as synaptosomal-associated protein 23-like. NCBI's taxonomy places the organism in Eukaryota, Metazoa, Chordata, Actinopteri, Osmeriformes, Osmeridae. The coding region runs from base 166 to 819 and encodes 217 amino acids. Gene Ontology annotation, molecular function: SNAP receptor activity; syntaxin binding. The transcript is spliced from 8 exons. The record is from RefSeq and is a predicted model, not a curated record. Gene Ontology annotation, cellular component: plasma membrane; SNARE complex. Gene Ontology annotation, biological process: synaptic vesicle fusion to presynaptic active zone membrane; exocytosis; synaptic vesicle priming.